AUGCGAGGAACUGGAGCAGAUGACUAUGUUUCCCCUGACGGUGUUGGUUAUCUAUACGGGAAUUCACACAAUCCGCCGUAUUGGGAGCCUGUCGGACUGGAAAUCUUCAAUGGUGGCGUGAUACGCAAAGCGUUCCAUCUGGUGGACUUCAAUGGAGAUGGCAAGUGUGACCUUUGGCUUGUUGAUGGAGAUUCUGGAGCGGCGGAAGUGUGGAUCAAUAUGUGGAAUUCAACUGCAAUGAAUUGGAAUAAACGUGGUGUGGUCACCGGGGAAUAA
Molecule: messenger RNA, 276 nt
Organism: Talaromyces stipitatus ATCC 10500
Lineage: Eukaryota; Fungi; Ascomycota; Eurotiomycetes; Eurotiales; Trichocomaceae
Exons: 3
Coding region: 1-276 (91 amino acids)
Source: RefSeq, a predicted model, not a curated record